This is a messenger RNA of Knipowitschia caucasica, 852 nucleotides long. Lineage: Eukaryota; Metazoa; Chordata; Actinopteri; Gobiiformes; Gobiidae. The record is from the annotation of a GenBank genome assembly.
AUGUUGCUCUCCUGCUAUUUUCUGCCACUGGUGACGAUUGUUCUGGGGGAAGCAGACGGAGGCGGGGGCUGGUUCUUACAGACAGUUCACCUGACUGACCUCCACCUCCACCUGACUGACCUCCACCUCCACCUGACUGACCUCCACCUGACUGACCUCCACCUCCACCUGACUGACCUCCACCUGACUGACCUCCACCUGACUGACCUCCUCCUGACUGACCUCCACCUCCACCUGACUGACCUCCACCUGACUGACCUCCUCCUGACUGACCUCCUCCUGACUGACCUCCACCUCCACCUGACUGACCUCCACCUCCACCUGACUGACCUCCUCCUGACUGACCUCCACCUCCACCUGACUGACCUCCUCCUGACUGACCUCCACCUGACUGACCUCCUCCUGACUGACCUCCUCCUGACUGACCUCCACCUGACUGACCUCCACCUGACUGACCUCCUCCUGACUGACCUCCACCUGACUGACCUCCACCUGACUGACCUCCUCCUGACUGACCUCCUCCUGACUGACCUCCUCCUGACUGACCUCCACCUGCCUGACCUCCACCUGACUGACCUCCACCUGACUGACCUCCACCUCCUCCUGACUGACCUCCACCUGACUGACCUCCUCCUGACUGACCUCCACCUGACUGACCUCCACCUGACUGACCUCCUCCUGACUGACCUCCACCUUACUGACCUCCUCCUGACUGACCUCCUCCUGACUGACCUCCACCUCCUCCUGACUGACCUCCACCUGACUGACCUCCUCCUGACUGACCUCCACCUCCUCCUGACUGACCUCCACCUGACUGACCUCCUCCUGACUGACCUCCACCUGACUGACUGA